AUGACUGACUCCCAGGAGGGCUCGUGCCAGUGCACGACGCCUCUCCUCGAUGGGCAACCCCGUCCCUGCGGAAAGACUGGGAUGGCCGAUCUCCGCGCGGGAGGCUAAUUCCACCGUUUCUCGCUAGGGGGCGGGCGAGCCAGCUCGAGGCGUCUCGGAGCGGGCGGAACCGUUCGCGGGGGACUCUCUAUCCCCGCCCAGCCCGCUUUCCCAGCGCCUACACCCACUUCCGCCGCGCUUGCUUCGCUCUGUUGCGGCAAGCAGGCCGGGAGGCUCGACUGCCCGGAGGGUCUAUCAUCGGCUAGCAGGGCCCGGCUCGGCUCGGCCUGAGGAACCUGGUGAGAUGGCAGCGGCCGGCCCUUCCGGGAGCGGGAUGGCCCAGAAGACGUGGGAGAUGGCCAACAACAUGCAGGAGGCGCAGAGCAUCGAUGAGAUCUAUAAGUACGACCGCAAGCAGCAGCAGGAGAUCCUGGCGGCGAAGCCGUGGACCAAGGAGUAAGUGGGCGGGUGGGCAAAGCGGGGGAGGAUCUCCUCCCAGGCCCAGUUCAAAGGACUCGGCCCGGACCCCGGUGCUGUUUGGUCCCGGGAGAGGAAGGGCGAGGGGCUGUGAUGAUGAAGCACCUGCCCUAGAUAUUGCCUCUCAUGUAUGACUUGACAAGAAGAGGGUAGAGGUGGGUAAGAGGAAAGAUCAAAAUGCAAAACUCUGGACAGGUGCAGAUAAGAAAGAUUGCCUCCUGCAGAUCUUAAGAGAAGAAAAAGUAACAGGUCUUGACUCGUUUGUAAAGGUGGGGUGAGCGAGGGGAGGCGGGGAGUCAAAGAUAAAUCCAAGGAAAGUAGAAAUGAUGGGUAAAUGCCCCAUAUCAACACACAGACACGGCAUGACUCCUUCAUUUUGACACUGAGUGAAGGCAAGGGGGGGUUAUGAAAUGGAAAAACAAGCAGCCUCCCAAGAACAAAUGUUACUAGCAAAUGAAACGUCUCAAAAUGUUGCAUGCUGAAAAGUGAAAGGCCUUUUCUGGGGGGAAAUAAGUAACUCGCACACUUCUGGAACUCCCCCUUCUCACAGUUUUCUAAGUAUUCCCAAAUGUGUGAGGGGUCAAACAGUCAUUUGCUCUUAACUGAACAAAUUGGUAGAAGCAGGGUUCUGUACCUGGGUUUCUCACAUCCACACAAUUUACUGCUGUACAACAUAGGUUGCUUGUUACAUUAAGAGAAAAACAUUUUGUUCUUUUGAAAUCUGGAUCUAUUUUAUUAGUUUGAAAUAUUUAUUUGCCACCCUAUAACCAUGUUCUCGGGGUGCCUUACAACAAAUAUAAAGGCGAUCAAAAUAUGCAUAAUAAAUCUAUAAAAUAUAUAACAUUAAAAAUUCAUAGCUCUAGUGAUAAUGAUUUUUUUGUAGCAGUAACAGAUUUAAAGGCCUGGAACAAUGAAAACGUUUUACUGAAAUGACAUCAGAUUAGGCAUGUGGUGAGCCUCUUUGGGGAGAGCAUUUUAUAGCCAGGGUACCAUAAAUGAAAACACCCUUUUGCCAGUAGCUACCACAUGCACCUCCGGAAGAAGGACCAUAGAAGAUCUUAAGGUUUAAGUAGGUGCAUAUGGGUAUGUACUAUACUGUUGAGUAUAUCUGUAACCUCUGUGUUUAGCGAGUGCCUUUCUCCAGCUUCACCUAGUUUGCCAUCUAUACCUGACCACUACAGUCCUUGUAUUGAUAACCUCAAGACUGGAUUACUGCAAUGUGCUUUAUGUGUAGGGCUGGCCUUGAGCCUGGUACUGAAACUCCAGCUAGUGCAGAGUGCAGCAGCUAUGGCCAACAGAAUUUGACACAUUUGCUAAAAUAUUUGGCAGCCCACAUGCUGCCAAGCCAGGUUCAAAUUUCUUGUACAGUAGUCCUAUAUAAACCCUGAAGAAAUUGGGUCCAAGAUACCUUAAGGACUGCCUGAGGCCUUACAUCUCAGUUUGAUCACUAAGAUCACCCUGAGAAGUGCUGUUAGUUGUCCUCUUUGUUACAGAUGCCCAACUUAAUUCAACUAGAAGUAUUUAGUGUCCCUGGUCCCAUGUGAAGAUUCAGCAGACAUUCUCACUGCUAACUUUCAGAUGUCUCUCAAAGAUGUUUUUAUUAAGAUAGUGCUUUACAUUCAGUGAUUUAAAUUUUCCAAAGGUGGGCCAGUCAUUUUUGUGAUUAUUUUGUAUUUUUUAUGGUGGCAUUGUUUUUUAUUGCAUCUGCAUACUGCUAUACACCACCUUGAUAUUUUAUAUCUGGUUGAUUUAAAAAAGUUAUUUUUUAUAAACAAAAUCUUAUCCAGUAUCAUUUUAUUGAUUCUGAGUUUCAGGGUGAGCUCUCUUGCCUUAAAUCGUUUAUUGUGUUUUGUGUUUCUUCUUGUCGUUCUCUGUCAUAAUAGAUAUUGUUCUGAGCUCUUUUUUUAUUAUUAUUUAUUGCAGUCACCACUAUUUCAAGUACUGCAAGAUCUCUGCUCUGGCCCUCCUGAAGAUGGUCAUGCAUGCUAGGUCAGGAGGCAAUUUGGAAGUGAUGGGCUUAAUGCUUGGAAAAGUGGAUGGCGAAACUAUGAUUAUAAUGGACAGCUUUGCUUUACCAGUCGAAGGCACUGAAACACGAGUUAAUGCUCAGGCUGCUGCAUAUGAAUAUAUGGCUGCGUAUAUAGAAAAUGCAAAGCAGGUAAAAAGGGAAGACUGAUUUCCUUUUAGCAAGUUAGCAAGUUAAAACUGUUUAUAAUCACAUCUGGGAUUGGAGACACCUCAGUUUAUAAUUUAUGAACAACAUGUGUUGCCCUUGAACCCCAAUAUGCUGUCACUUACACCACCAGUUGAGUAUAAGUUUGGAUCAGAUUUAGUUCAGAUACAUUUUUCUCCUCUAGUUACCUUGUUGAAGGGCUUCAGUGUUGUGUUUCUUUAUGCAUUUUCUUACUGCUUAAUUUUCUCCAUUUUAUGUACAUCUUGUCUUAGAAUUAAAAAAAAUAAUAAUUUCUUCAAUUUAAUUUCUGCUUUUGUUAAGUGAACAACAAGCUCAUUAUUUGCAAUAAUAAUAAUACGGUAGCUUCUGGGCUUCCUGCCUGGCCAUCUUUUUCAGAAAACAAUUUUGGAGUAGAUGGGCUUUGUGUCUGAUCCUGUAGGACUUUUUAUGUUCAUACAUGGCUUAAUUUUGAAAUAUCUGCAGUUUGCCAACUGUCCAAAAGAGGGCAGUAUUCACAAUGAUUAAAUUCAGUUUAACCUGCUUUCUUCCUCUUUCCCUUUUUUAAAAACUUUGGUUAGGUUGGUCGAUUAGAAAAUGCAAUUGGCUGGUAUCACAGCCACCCUGGCUAUGGCUGCUGGCUUUCAGGAAUUGAUGUCAGUACUCAGAUGCUUAACCAGCAAUUUCAAGAACCAUUUGUGGCUGUGGUUGUAAGUAUAUAUUGGAAUUCAAGCAAAUUAAAUACUAAAUAGACAGUAAAUUUAAUUUCUAUAGCUAUAAAAAACUGGAUGGCGUUUUACCUAUUACCGUUUUUUUUGUAACCAGGUAACUCCUAUUAAAAAACUGUUCACACUACUUGGAGACCUUUCUAUUUCUUAUAUAUUGGAUGUAAUUUCUUUUAUAUCUUGUUCUAUUGAGCCAUAAACUCAGCUGCCCUUUUCAUUUGAUCACAACUAAUUCAAGUCAGUAUUUGCAGGAUCAGUUUGUAACAUUGGAAAACUAUGCAUAUACUGAAUUGCCUAUCACAGGGUAAGAACUUCUCAUUGAUUAGUUGAAGACAUGCUCAUGGGAGCAGAUUCUUCUAUUAAAACAAAUUAUAUUUACAUUUUAAGAGUCUUGUGUGCAGGAGCUAAAAUGAAGAAGGAUAAGGCUUCCCGAAUUCCCUAACUCCUCUGCUGUCCGUAUGGACAUUGGAGUAUUAGGGUCCAUUGCUCCCCUUUCCAGAGUUCCCCUGUUCACCAGAGAGAAUUUUGUUACUUACACCAUAUGAAGCAGAACCAAGAAUAGCUCUUGUUAUUACACUUGUUCCUACAACUAAGACUGUUUUCAAGAUAGUCUUUAAUCAGGAGAACCGUAUGUCUAAAUAAUUGCUUGGGAGAGUUUUAAGAAGCAUAAAGCAGGAGACAGGUCUAUUGUUGGCUGGGAGGUGGGUACCAAAUUUAGCCUCCCCAGCCUGUUUUUACUGCUACUGCACCUGAAGAACAUCAGCUUGCAGAGAAGCUAGAAGGUUGUGGCCAGUUAGUGCUACAACUGUAGCUGCUUCAGAAGCCUAUUUAUUUGGAGGCUGUUGGAGUGGCAGGUUGCUUGCUACUGGUGGGCCUGACCUGGUGAUCAUGUGAUGAGGGUGGACACACCCACCUGGCGGAUUAAUUGAUGGUGGACUUGCUCCUAGGUGUAAGAUUGGAGAUGGGGCAGGAGUUAUGUGAGUAAGCCUGGCUUCUAAGUAAGAGGAUGAAUGCUGGAUAACUAUGUGGAGAGAGGAUGAAUGCAGUUCACAAAUGCAUAUCUAGUACAAUUGGUGGGCAUUUGGUAAUUAUGCAUUCAUUGUUUUUUUAUUGUAUUUUUCCUUUGCCUAAAUAUUCUAUUCACCGCUUAAGGGGCCUUAGGGCCAAAAAGCAGUGUAUAAAUCUACAACAGCAACAAAAUUAUCUUGCAGUAUUUCUAGACUUUCAACUUACAUUGUGGAGUAUCCACUAGAAAACAGUUGUAAACUUUUUAACAUAUUGGGGUAGUAGCCAGUAUUUGCUCAAACCUCUCCAUUGUGGGCAGCUGUGUCAAAUGGUGCUACAGUAGAGAAAGAGGGAAUCAUUCGAAAUUGGGCUGAAGAAUCUUGCACCAAUGGAACAGUUUCUUCUAUUGAUUUCAGGUAGUUCUCUCAUCAUAUUGCAGCCCCAUAUGAAACGUCCCACAAUGUUCAGGAGGUUUUCAGGAAAGACUUUAUUGGAGGCGGGAGAGGAGGCAAGAUUAGUUGUGCAAGCUUCCAUUUAUUCAUGUAACCACUAAGUACGACUCAUAGGCCUUUUUCACUGCUCCAUUGAUGUCAUAAUCUAAACCAAGGCUUUUCCUCAAGGAAAUGACAGUUUAAGCCACUAAACUAGAAUCUUUGACUUUCUACAAAAGUCAUAUUAUAUUGAUAUUUUUUGGACAGGUCCUAAUCAUUCUACUAUAAAGGAUAAUGUGAUUGGAAUAAUGCCCUUGAUCUAUAUCAGUGAUGUCCAACCCUUUCUCCCCCCAAAAAGCUCAAAGACUUUGGCCUCCCCCCCCAAAAAAGCCCCCCCAAGCUCCUCCUCCCUCCAAUGGCAAUGGGUAGAUCACUGCCAGUUUUUUUAUACUGGGAGUAGCUCGCAGUCUCUUGGGAGUUGGACAUGCCUGAUCUACAGUUAAGAAAAUGGUGUUCAGUUGCUUCUUAGAGUGCAUUUUGUACAGUAAUUCUCACAUCAUUUUACAGAUUGAUCCAACAAGGACAAUAUCUGCAGGAAAAGUAAAUCUUGGAGCUUUUAGAACAUAUCCUAAGGUAACAAUAAUUAUAUAACCAAAUGUAUAUGAUGUAAGGAUCCACCCUAUGGAUUUAUUUUAUUUAUUUAACAAAAUUUAUAUACAGAUUGAUUGUAAGAAAACAUAACAUUCCAAAUGCUUUUUAUUGAUAAUUAAAAUUAUCAAGCAUCUAAAAAUAUUCAAAAGGUUGUUAAAAUCAAUAGUAGCUAAAAAUAUAUAAAACACAUGUAACUUCUGCAGGUCUGUGUAGGCUUGCUUAAACAAAAAUGUUUUCAGCAAUUGCCAAAAGAAUACAGUGAAGGUGCCUGCCUGAUGUCAACAGGCAGGAAGUUCCAAAGUGUAGGUGCUGCCACACUAAAAUAGUGAUUUCUUACAAGGGCAAAAUGAGUAUUAUGUGGCACCUGUAAUCGUGCCAGUUCCACAUAUGAGAGCAGUGUACUGGGCAUAUCUAGGGUAAGGGAAUCCCACAAGAAAACUGGUCCCAAGCUGUUAAGAGCUUUGUAUACUAAAAGCAACACUUUGAACUUGGCCCUGUAGCAAAUGGACAGUCAUUGCAGAUCUCUGAGCAGAGGUAUUAUAUACUGACAUGGUCUCACUUCUGCCAGCAGCCAUGCUGCAGCAUUCUGCACUAAUUCCAGCUUUCAAAUCAAGUGCAGGGGAAGCCCCAUGUAGAGUGCACUGCAGUAAUUCAGUCUUGAAGUCACCAAUGCUUGAACUACUGUAGUCAAGCUCUCCUGGUCCAUAGUUUUCACAGCUGGGUAAAAGGCACAUUAGCCACUGACAGUGCCUGGGCCUCCAUUUACAGAGUGGAUCCAGAAGCACCCUAAAUAUAUAUAUACCUGUUCCUUUAGGAGGAAUGCAACCCUGUCCAGGACAGGCAGUUGACCAAUUUAUCAGACACAACAACUACCACUCGUCCACAGUGCCUCUGGGUCUUGCCAGGAUUCAAGCUCAACUUAUUUUCCCACAUCCAUCCCACCAGUGCAUCCAGACACCAUCCCAUGGCCAGCAUGGCCUCUCUUGAUUCAGAUGUUAUGGAUAAAUGAAGCUGCGUAUCAUCAGCAUACUAAUGGAAAAAUCUGGAUCUGUUUAUAUGAAAAGAUGUUGCCUUACAACUUCAGUAUCAUAAUUUGUUUCUUUAUCUUUCAGGGCUACAAGCCUCCUGAUGAGGGCCCUUCUGAAUAUCAGACUAUCCCACUUAAUAAAAUAGAAGACUUUGGUGUGCACUGUAAACAGUAAGGAAUUAUUUCCUCAUAGAUAGAUUUCAAAAUGUUUUCCAGCUUGGAAAGAAAUGUUUGAAAAGAUUUGUGAAAGAUUUGUGAAAUUACCCAAGGCUUCCUGGAUAGUCAUAUAUUGAGGGGGGCGGGAGGUAUGUUUUCCUUUUGAAACAAAAAGAGGACAGUUGCUCACUAACAGACAAGAGGUUGAAUCCAGACUUCCUCUCUGAAUGGAGUUUUUCUCAUGGAAUACUCCACUGGAAGAAGGGGGAGGAGGCAAUUUUCUCCUAUUUCUUCUCCCUGUAAACUCCAGUGCUCCCGAAAAGGUUGGUCCAGAAGUGAGGGGGUACUCUGUAGAACAGCAUUCCCAAUGCAAUGUGAGGAAAUUUUAUCAACAAUGUGUUGCUUAAAUGAGUUUUAGUAGAAAAGUUGUCCUGGGCAGUUUUUCCUCAAGAAGCAUUAAACUUGAUAAAAGUUUCCCUGCAGCACAUUGAGAACUAUAUCUAAUAUGCAGCUGUCCACUGUUUUGUUUUUGGAUUUUUCUAUGGCUGUUGUUUAUCCCUUCUCCACUUCUGUGUAGGUGUUUUUUUGCCCUAUUCAAAGCUCAGGGGAGGGGUUAUGGUGAUAGUUCAGUAUCCACAAUACAAUCAUUCUGGUAUAUGUUUUGAGCAUAAGACUACUGUGUGGCACUUUGUGGAACCAAGGCACGAUUGAUAUUGCAGACAUGAAAUGAUCCCUUAAAUACUAUCAUACUGGGUGUACUGGACUGUUUUAGAAUAGAGGUAGAGAACCUAUGGCUCUUCAACUCCUGUCAUUCUGGCUAGGGCUGAUGGGAGUUGGAGUCCAGCAGCAUCUGGAGGACCACAAGUCUCCCCACUUGUUUUAAAAGGAAAGAUGAUAUUGUUUCUUGGCCACAUUUAUGUUCUUGGGAUUUGUCUAUAUUUGAGAGUUUUUUAAAUGUAACAUUUCAUUGUGCAGUUCAUGUUGAAAGUUGUUCAUAUACUUUUUUUUGCAAAACAGGUAUUAUGCUUUAGAAGUCUCCUAUUUCAAAUCUUCUUUGGAUCGCAAGUUGCUUGAGCUUUUGUGGAACAAAUACUGGGUGAACACACUAAGUUCAUCUAGUUUGCUUACUGUAAGUAUCUUCAUGACUUUUAAACCUGAUCAGUAGGGUGUUCCAAAAAUAAGCACUUUGGAGUUUCUUUCUGUAGGCUGGAAGAUAAAACGAAACAGGAACAGAGAGGUAUAUGGAAGUGGAACCCAAGAGAAGCCUGUGCAGUGUACAUGUUCCUGUGCAAGUGAUCUUGUAUCCAAUUACAAAUCAGUCAGCACAAAUCUGUUGCAAACUUUAUGUUGAAUCCAUUGCAAGGAAAGAAGCUGGAAAGAAGCCAACUUUCUUCCCUCCAACUUUUUGCAUCUUUUCAGAGAGUGCUGUUUAUCUUGUCUAGCAACUAAAUAUUCUAAAUUUAAUUUCUUACUGGCUACUGCUAAAAGACAGAGUAAACUUUAAAAGAACUAAAGUGCUUUAAAUGAAUUUUAAUUACAUUAUUGCCUUACGCACAAAACAAAGUCUAGCGGUUGUAAAUGUUUUAAAGGUGGUUACUUGCUCAACAUAUACUGUUCCAAUUAGAAGCAUUAAUGGCAGUUAAAGAAAUGUAAAAUCUUAUCUUCCAAAUGCAGAAUGCAGACUACACUACUGGACAAGUAUUUGAUCUAUCAGAGAAAUUAGAACAAUCAGAAGCCCAACUGGGUCGAGGAAGUUUCAUGUUGGGUUUAGAGUCCCAUGACAGAAAAUCAGAGGACAAACUAGCCAAAGCAACAAGGGACAGGUAAGGUCUUCUCCUUAACUAUAUGAUUUCAGAACAUAAAUUAUAUUAUGAUUAAAAUCACUUUAAUCACUUCCUGUGGGUUGUUGAGACAUAUCACUUGCCAGUUUCAUGGAUUACUGAGUUUUCUUUUUAAGUCUUUGGAGCUCCUAGAUGUUCCACCAUUCCAUUUGUUCCACCAUUUUUCUUUUUAUGUUGUCUUUAGAAUAUAAGCUUAAGUAAGUAUGAGGAGAGAUUGACACAAUGGAUCUAUAAGUGGAUCUGUGCUGCAACUACACUUGGAAUACUAUGUCACCUCAAAAAGGUUAUGGUAGAGUUGGGAAAGGUUCAAAAAAAGACAACCAAAAUGAUCAGAGGGAUUGAGGAUCUUUCCUGUGAAGAAAGGUUGCAACAUUUGGGGCUUUUUCAGUUUAGAGAAAAGUGGAGACAUGAUAGAGAUGUAUAAAGUGAGGCAUGGUGUAGAGAAAGUGGAUAGAGAUGUUUUAGCAUUAGAACUUUUGGACAUCUAACAAAACUGAGUGUUGAAAGAUUCAGACAAGAGAAAGUGCUUCACAAAACACAGUUGAACUGUGGAGUUCACUUCUACAAGUAACAAUGGCCCCUACCUAACAAGAGAGGCUUUAAAAGAGGAUUAGACAAAUUCAUGAAGAAUAAGGCUAUAUCGGCUACUAGCUAUGAUGGCUAUGUUCUCCCUCCACUAUCAUAGGUAGUAAGCCUCUGAAUAUCAGUUGCUGGGAAUCAUAAGUGAGGAUUUGGUGAAUCCUCAUGUCCUGCUUUCGGGCUUCUCACAGACAUCUGGUUGGCCACUGUGAGACGAGGAUGCUGAGAUGGACCAUUGCCCUGACCCGCAGGCUUCUCUUACGUUCUUUAGUGCAUGCCAACAUGCAACUUCAGUGUAUAUUGAGACAAUAUACUACUUCUCCAUGUAUCUGUCUCAGAUCUUUAAACUACUAUUGACAUAGUACAAUAGCUGACAUUUUUUAUUUUUUUUAGAUUUGAGGUGUCAGACACAUAAUGUCUGAAAUUGUAUGUUUCCAUAUAAAGCAUGUUUGAGUUCACCUUUUAAAACAAACAGUUCAGUCAACUAUCAGACGCUAUGUCUGCCUUUUCAUAACUGGAUGGUUGUAGAGAUUCAUGGGGUUAUGGGCACCGUGAGCUUCUUAGACAUCUGAAUAACUUGUAAUAUAGUGACAGAAUUGCAUUUAGCCAACUUUAAAUUUAUGCCUUUGUUUUUCCCAAGCUGCAAGACCACCAUAGAAGCAAUACAUGGAUUGAUGUCUCAGGUUAUUAAGGACAAACUUUUUAAUCAAAUUAACAUUGCUUGA
Podarcis lilfordi (Lilford's wall lizard) is the source of this 9826-nucleotide messenger RNA. Lineage: Eukaryota; Metazoa; Chordata; Lepidosauria; Squamata; Lacertidae. The record is from the annotation of a GenBank genome assembly.